Xiphias gladius (swordfish) is the source of this 2791-nucleotide messenger RNA. RefSeq names its product oxidoreductase NAD-binding domain containing 1 (gene oxnad1). Lineage: Eukaryota; Metazoa; Chordata; Actinopteri; Istiophoriformes; Xiphiidae. The record is from RefSeq and is a predicted model, not a curated record. Gene Ontology annotation, cellular component: mitochondrion. The transcript has 8 exons. The coding region runs from base 183 to 1145 and encodes 320 amino acids. Gene Ontology annotation, molecular function: oxidoreductase activity.
CGCUCCUGCGACAAACUGAAUGCAAAUCGCCCCAGUGUGCAGAAGAAGACGCCGGCUACUGUACAACCUCGAAGACGUAGGUAGUGUCAUGUAAUCAUAACAAGACCAAGGUUAUGCCGAAGAUAUUGGAGAAAAGUAUGAACGACAUUUGACCAAAAGAGUUUCAUCUUAUCUCGUUCGCGAUGAGCGUCCCAUGUUUCUUGUCCUCCGCUGCCCGAGGCUUCAGACUGCGGUGUCCCGUCGCCGGUCUGCUCUGCUGCCGGCUACUGGGCCCUAGCUCCGUCACCAGGCAAGCGACAAAAACUUUCACUUUUAUUAGAAGAAAUAUGUCCUCCAAGAGACAAAUGGACCAUCUAGAGAGGACAGCAAGCAACUCCAGACAAAAUGCUCUGUAUCCAGCUCAAGUAUGUGGAAUCAUAAGUGAGUCAGAGACAGUAAAACGUUUGAGGAUAGCCGUCCAUGCAGACUUCAGCUUCAAAGCCGGACAGUGGGUGGAUUUCUUCAUCCCCGGGGUGGAGAAGGUGGGAGGUUUCUCCAUGUGCUCCAGCCCGGGUUUGCUGCAGCGGGAAGGGGUCAUUGAACUGGCCGUAAAAUACACCAAACACCCCCCGGCCCACUGGAUCCACACUAUGUGCGCAGUGGGUUCCCAGGUGGCCAUGCGUGUUGGCGGGGACUUCUUCUUCGACCCGUCACCUUCUGAACCCUCCUUGGAUUUGCUGCUGGUGGCUGGCGGCGUAGGCAUCAACCCUCUGUACUCCAUCCUGUUGCACACCACAGAUCUCCUGCAUCUUAACCACGCCUCGGGCGGUCGGGACUACAACAUAGGCUCUGUUCACCUAUGCUACAGUGCCAAAAACACCCAGGAGCUGCUUUUCAAGAGUUCCAUCAUUGAGGCGUGUCGGGAGUUCCCUGACAAGUUCUCCUGUGACUUUCAUGUCACGCAACAGAGCACAGAUGUCGACCCACAACUCCAGCCAUUUAUCAACCGCAGGAGAGUCACGGAGGAGGAGCUGCGGGCUCACGUGAACCCGCAGAGGACUUUGUGUUACCUGUGCGGGCCCCCGCCCAUGAUCGAAGCAAUUUCAAAAACUCUCAUGGACCUCGGCCUCCCAAAAGACAGGAUCCUCUAUGAGAAGUGGUGGUAGAACCUCCAACAGUUCCCAGAAAUCAACAGGAUGCAUGGGGUGUGGCGAGAAUGGAAAGCAACUGAAGUAUUCCAGUGAUGUGGAAAUUAAUAUGAGUGCUCAAGCAGUUGAGGAAAUUCAUCCUCCAAUCCCUGAUGCUGCGACCUGAUCUGUGAUAGACCGCUGGGACUGCCCACUCUUCAGCUAGCAGCUGCCUCAUAAAGACAUUAGAAAUGAGUUUUAGGUCUUAUGAUGUUAACAGGAAGACUGAGCGAACUGUAAAAUCAUUGCUUUUAAGACAUUUUACAGCUCACUGCCUUGCUGAAUGAUGCACCAAAUCUGCAACUUCAGUGUUCCCUUCAUGUGUAUGAUGGACACAUUCUGAUGCAAAUAUUACACACCCUCAUAUUCGAUCUCAUUUCCAGCCUGAACUUGCUUGACUAAUGUUCUGCUUAAACAGAUGAAUAGGUGAUGUUUAGUUUGACCCACAAUUUUCACCUAAAUGUUUACGCACCAAGUAACCUAUGCAAGCAUGUCUUAAAGGAAUAGUUUGACAUUUUGGGAAAUGCACUUAUUCGCUUUCCUGCCAGGAGUUAGAUGAGAAGAUGAAUACCACUGUCAGCUAAAUAUAAAGCCUCAGCCAGCAUACAGUUAUCUUAGCUUAGCAUACAGACUGUUUGCAGGGGACACAGUUUAUAUGGCUCUCUGACAAAAUGUGCCUAGUAGCACCUCUAAAACUCACUAAUUAACGUGUCAAACCUCAUUUGUUUAAUCUGUUAAAAUAAAAACAAAGUGUGAAACCAACACAUUGUGGUUUUAUUGGGGGGGGCAUCUGCUGAACUUCCAGGAAGUCACUGCACCCAAGUAGUCUGGCACAUAAACCCCCCCUUAAAACUGCAACUUUUUGUUUUUACACUUUGGUUUUUGUAUGGAUGAAAUAUAAUGUGAUGUGUACUGUGUUGAAUUACCAGGCUAGCAGUUCCCCCUUUUCCAGUCUUUGUGCUAGCUUCUCUUCUAACUCUCAGCAAGAGAGUAAAUAAGCAUAUUUUCCAAACUGCCAAACUAUUGCUUUAAAGUCUCUAGAACUUAGAGGACCAGUGCAAACAAUUGCAACAUGUACUGUAAUUUUACACUGUACAUAAGUGUUUGAGUGACUCAUUUUCUUCUAGCAUAGACCAUGCGUAUAUAUACUUAGUGAAAUAUCUCAGAGCUAUUUAUUUGCAGAACUGAAGAUUUUAGAGUUGUUUGGCUGAUGAGUUUGACUGAGCUAAAAUGGAGUGAUUGUUUCUACAUUCUACUCACAUGCAAACUUCACACCACUCUGUGUAUUUUUAGUCAGGAACUUAAUCUCCCACAUAUUGACCAGUGUCCCUGCAUGUUUACUCACUUACACUAUUACACACAUCCACAUACCCAUGAACGGUUUCUCAUCCCAGAGUGGUGUUAGUAUCCCAUGGUGCACUAUAAUGGAACCUCCAGGUGGUCUGAUUUGUUUGGAUCACUGAACAUCCCUCAGAGAUGGUUGCAAGCUUCUUCUUGUUGUCUCUCAGUAGGGGUUGCGCCGUAGAGAACCAUUUUCGAGUGUCUGCGUUUUUUUUUCCCUCAUGUGAGGAAAAGGGUUGCUGGUAAUGUGAGAUGUAAAGGUAAUAAAGAAAAUUGAGUCAGUC